UGUGACAAGGGCCUUAGAAAUACCAUUAUAUAUUCCACGUAUCACAGACGUCAAACCCAUCGGGCGGCUCAACCUUUGGACAGAGUUUUCUUUCCCUGAGGUGCUGGAGUUUCGGUUUUGUUUUCCAGUAAUGAUGAAAUCCCUCCUCCCUUCACUGUUUCCUGAGCUGUCGUACAGCAGACUUCAUUAACUCUCUGCUACAUCCACUCCGAGGACUCUGACCGACCCAGCCCUGCUCAACCGCCAGGGAUCUACCACUCAUGUCCAAAAAACAGCAGAACAAAAUGCCAGGUUUCGGCCCGUCGGGUUUUAAUCCAGUGUUUUCACCUUUCUCAUCAAGUAACAUGGGACCCUCUGGCCCGUAUCAGCCAGAUCAAUUUACAUUUCAGCCAGCUCCUGCGCCAGAAUCCACAGAAAGGAACCCAGCUCGGAGGCCUUUAUUUCAACAAGGCUUUGAUUCCUCUGCUUCUUCCCCCGACCUUCCAGAUCAAGACAAUAUGGGAGUUACACUUAUGAAUGAGCAAUUUCAAGAGAAGAUCCGUCCAUGUAUUGACCUCAUUGACUCACUUCGGGCAUUUGGGGUGGAGAAGGAUCUGGCAUUACCAGCGAUUGCUGUCAUUGGUGAUCAAAGUUCUGGUAAAAGCUCAGUUCUGGAGGCUCUGUCUGGAGUCACACUUCCCAGAGGUGUUGGUAUUGUCACACGUUGCCCCCUUGAACUCAAGCUGAAAAAAUCUGCUCAGAACUCCCAAUGGUUUGGGAACAUUUCUUACAGAAAUACAAAAAUAAAUCUUGGAGGACCAUCCGCAGUAGAGUCUGAAGUUAGGAAAGCACAAGACAUUGUAGCUGGUGCAGGAAAAGGAAUCAGUCAUGAACUCAUAACAUUGGAAAUCAUCUCUCCAAAUGUCCCAGAUUUGACUCUGAUUGAUCUUCCAGGGAUCACAAGGAUUGCUUUGCCCAAUCAACCCAAGGACAUUGGACAGCAGAUCAAGCAGAUAAUAAGAAAAUACAUAACGAGACAAGAAACCAUUAAUCUGGCUGUGGUUCCCAGUAAUGUGGAUAUAGCAACAACAGAAGUUCUGGAAAUGGCCCGAGAAGUGGAUCCAACUGGAGAUCGAACUAUAGGAGUCCUCACUAAACCAGACCUGGUUGAUAAAGGUGCAGAAGUCGAGGUUGUACGUGUAGUUCAAAACCGAGUGUACAGCCUUCGGAAAGGUUACAUGAUGGUCAAGUGUCGAGGGCAAAUGGAGGUACAGAGUAACAUCUCUCUUGAAGAUGCCAUACAAAAUGAGAGGGCUUUCUUUGAGAACCAUGAACACUUCAGUGUUCUUCUGAACCGUGGGCAAGCCACCAUACCACACCUGGCAGACAGACUCACCAAAGAACUAGUGUACCAUAUCUCUAAAACAUUACCCGGUAUAGAUCAGCAGAUCCGAAGUAAGCUCCGGGAGGCAGAGGAGCAGCUCAGACAGAUCGGCAGAGGCGUGCCUGACUCUGAAGAAGAGAAGGCUCAGUUUAUAAUAGCGAAAAUCAGAGAUUUCGAUGACGGAAUCAUGAAAGUAGUAAAUGGGGAUGAAGAAGGAAGCACCGAAGACUUAAAACUUUUCAAAAACUUAAGAAGACUUUUUGAGUCUUGGGAAAUGACCAUUAAGAACUCCUGUGCAGUGUAACUCAUCCAGAGAUGUUUCAGAGACGUAGCUUCGAAUUGUUUCGUUCAGUUUGAAAAUCUUUAUCAUGCUGCCACGGACAGUAUUGAAGAUAUUUCUCACCAGCAGAAGAGUGAGGCUGAUGGAAUAAUCAA
This is a messenger RNA of Bufo gargarizans (Asiatic toad), 1798 nucleotides long. Its product is annotated as interferon-induced GTP-binding protein Mx-like. Gene Ontology annotation, cellular component: membrane; cytoplasm; nucleus. The transcript has 15 exons. Gene Ontology annotation, biological process: defense response to virus. Gene Ontology annotation, molecular function: GTPase activity; microtubule binding; GTP binding. The coding region runs from base 261 to 1667 and encodes 468 amino acids. The record is from RefSeq and is a predicted model, not a curated record. NCBI's taxonomy places the organism in Eukaryota, Metazoa, Chordata, Amphibia, Anura, Bufonidae.